Messenger RNA from Cyphellophora attinorum, 1860 nucleotides. Its product is annotated as Nucleolar protein 58. The record is from RefSeq and is a predicted model, not a curated record. Gene Ontology annotation, cellular component: box C/D methylation guide snoRNP complex; small-subunit processome. The transcript has a single exon. The coding region runs from base 1 to 1860 and encodes 619 amino acids. NCBI's taxonomy places the organism in Eukaryota, Fungi, Ascomycota, Eurotiomycetes, Chaetothyriales, Cyphellophoraceae. Gene Ontology annotation, molecular function: snoRNA binding.
AUGACGCUUCUUGUGCUGCAGGAGACGCCUGCUGGAUACGCUCUCUUCAAGGCCAAGGACAAGAAGCUGCUCGCAAAAGACGAUAUCGCAGAAUCACUCCAAAAUGUCGAAGCCGUCUGCAACCAAUUGAAGCUCAAGCAGUUCGCCAAAUUCGAUAGUGCUGCCGCUGCCCUCGAAGAAGCCGCCGCCCUCGUUGAAGGAAAAGUCACUCCACAGCUGGCAUCCCUGCUCGACACCGUCAAAGAUGAGAAGAAGCUUAGCCUCGCCGUGGCCGACCCGAAGUUGGGCAAUGCUAUCGGCAAGCUUCCUGGCCUCGACAUCAAGCCUGUGGCCGACUCGACGACCGCCGACCUCUAUCGCGCCAUUCGAGAACACAUCUACUCCCUCGUACCACAACUCGCGCCCGAAGACUCGAAGCAAUUAUCGCUAGGUCUAUCACAUUCGCUCGCACGUCACAAGCUCAAAUUCUCCGCUGACAAGAUUGACGUUAUGAUCAUUCAAGCCAUUGGCCUCCUCGAUGACCUCGACAAGGAACUCAACACAUACGCCAUGCGAGUAAAGGAAUGGUACGGCUGGCACUUCCCAGAAAUGGCCAAGAUCUUGAACGACAACCUGGCAUAUGCAAAGGUCGUGCUGAAGAUGGGCAUGCGAGAGAAUUUCGAGAAGACAGAUCUUGCAGACAUCCUUCCGGAAGAGAUCGAACAGGCCGUCAAGAUGGCCGCAGACAAGUCCAUGGGUACCGAAAUCACAGAUGAGGAUCUUGAGAAUAUCCAGAGCCUGGCUGAACAGGUCGUAUCAUUCACCGAAUACCGAACACAACUAGCCAGCUACCUAACAGCUCGAAUGACGGCAAUCGCGCCCAAUUUGACUGCUCUCGUUGGCGAUCUGGUCGGUGCCCGCCUCAUUGCCCACGCUGGGAGCUUAAUGUCACUAUCGAAGAAUCCUGCUAGUACCAUUCAGAUUCUCGGAGCAGAGAAGGCUCUCUUCCGAGCUCUCAAGACCAAGCAUGAUACACCCAAAUAUGGUCUCAUCUAUCACUCGUCUCUGAUCGGACAAGCCACCGGCAAGAAUAAGGGCAAGAUGGCGAGAGUGCUCGCUGCGAAAGCCGCUCUUGGACUGCGUGUCGAUGCACUGCAUGAGUGGGACGAAGGUGAAGAAGUAGGUGAGGAGGAGAAGGCUGCACUCGGCACAGACGCGCGUGCUUAUCUCGAGCGCAAACUGUCAGCCAUCGAGGGUCGGCCGCUGAGACCCAAGGGUGUCGCUAUCGCGCCGGAUGGAACUGCCACCACCACUCAACCAAAGAAGUGGGACAUCAAGGAAGCUAAGAAGUACAAUGCUGAUGCUGAUGCACUGGACGGUACAGAAGACGCUGCGACCAAGCCCAAGAAGGACAAGUCGAAAGGCAAGAAGCUGAUUGAGGAAAUCGAGGACACACAUAUGACCAACGGCGUCGACACAGACUCAGCAGAGUCACAACCCGAUGAGCCCAUCAAUCCUGUGGAAGAGGCUGCCAUUGUCCCAUCAGACGACAAAGCUGCGCGGAAAGCUGAGAAGCGGAAGAAGAAGGAAGAGAAGCUGCUCAGAAAGCUCGAGCGACAGUCGAAGCGAGAGUCUAAGUUGGCUCCCGAAGUCGACAUCGAAGCAGCAGCCGCCAAGGCAGGCAUGAGUGCGAAGAAGUUGCAGAAGAAGCUCGACAAGGGCGAGAUGGUCAUCAACGGCAACGGCGAGGCUGUCAAGAAGGGAGGCGACGCGGCGCCAGUCACUAACGGCACAAAUGGUGCAAGCGAGAAGAAGCGGAAGCGGGAAGAGGAAGACGUCACAUCAAAAGCCGAGAAAAAGAAGAAAAAGUCAAAGGCUUGA